Messenger RNA from Solanum tuberosum (potato), 2196 nucleotides. RefSeq lists its product as uncharacterized. Bases 375 to 1835 code for a protein of 486 amino acids. Lineage: Eukaryota; Viridiplantae; Streptophyta; Magnoliopsida; Solanales; Solanaceae. Gene Ontology annotation, cellular component: cytoplasm; chloroplast. The transcript is spliced from 8 exons. The record is from RefSeq and is a predicted model, not a curated record.
AUCAGAAGGAACAUUCAUAUUAUAGUAUCUUGAGUUCUUGAUUAAAUUUACAUUUUCAUCUUUUGCGUCUUCAUAGAUCUUCUAAAUUUCUACUAUUUCUUUUGAUUCUGCCUCAAAGUGCGAAUCUUUUAUACUGGGUUUUGAAUCUUUUGUUUCCAUUUUGAAUUCUAGGGUUAAAUUUUUCCCAAUGCCCUUCUUGAUUCUGGUUUAAAAGUCAAAACUUUAUAAUGGGUGUUGAAUAAUAUUUCCCAUUUUGAAUAAUAAUACAAGAUUUUUGAAUAUGGAGAAAUGGGUAUGUUUGUAAUGUUGUAAAGUUGUGAUUUUUAGAAUGAAUUGUUGGCAAUGAGGAGUGAAGAAGAGGAGGAGGGAAAACAAUGGAGAGUGUGGUACAAGUGAAGAGUGAAAGGGUACAACAAUCUAUACAAGGGGUAGUGAUUCAGAGGACUAGGUUGAAACUGUGGUUUAUUCCUGUUUUUGCUAGCAUUUUGGUAUGGGCCUGUUUGGUUCAGCUUUGGCAUAUGCGCUUGCUUUCAGGUUUCACUCGUGUAACUAAAGUAUCGGUUCGUGUUGAUGAGACUAUGCAUUCAACUACACCUAGAAAUUAUACAAGUAAUGGGUUUCUUCAAGUGUCCUGCAAUGGUGGUUUGAACCAAAUGCGUGCGGCGAUUUGUGACAUGGUGACUGUUGCACGGCUUUUAAAUUUAACGCUGGUUGUCCCAGAGCUUGAUAAAUCAUCAUUCUGGGCAGAUCCUAGCGAUUUUGAGGAUAUUUUUGAUGUGAGACACUUCAUUGAUUCAUUAAGAGAUGAAGUCAACAUAAUAAAGAGACUGCCAAAGAAAGUUGCCAGGAGCUAUGGAAACCAUCCAAUAGUAAUGCCUCCUGUUAGCUGGUCAAGUGAAAAGUACUACCUGCAACAGAUUCUGCCUCUCUUCAGCAAGCAUCAGGUUAUAAACUUCAACAGGACAGAUACUAGGCUAGCAAAUAAUGGGAUCCCUCUUGAGCUUCAGAGACUUAGAUGUCAGGUCAAUUUUCACGCUCUGAAAUUCACACAAAAGAUUGAGGCAUUGGGACAAAAGUUAGUCCAUAUGCUUAAGCAGAGAGGACCAUUUGUAGCAUUGCAUUUACGGUAUGAGAUGGAUAUGUUGGCUUUCUCUGGUUGUACUGAAGGCUGCACAGAGGAGGAAGCAGAGGAGCUCAAACAGUUAAGGUAUGCAUUUCCAUGGUGGAAAGAGAAAGAGAUUGUAUCUGAUGAGAAGAGAUCCCAAGGCUUGUGUCCCCUCACACCGGAGGAGGCAACUUUGAUUCUACAAGCAUUGGGUAUUGAAAAGGAUAUGCAGAUUUAUAUUGCGUCGGGUGAUAUUUAUGGCAGUGAACGAAGACUUGCUACACUGAGAACUGCCUUUCCAAAGAUCGUGAAAAAGGAAAUGUUGCUUGAUCCCGAAGAGUUGCAGCAGUUCCAGAAUCAUUCAUCUCAAAUGGCAGCACUGGAUUUCAUAGUAUCAAAUGCUAGUAAUAUAUUUAUCCCUACUUAUGAUGGCAACAUGGCUAGACUUGUCGAAGGUCAUCGUAGGUAUCAUGGUUAUAAGAAAACCAUCCUAUUGAAUCGCAAAACUUUGGUAGGGUUAUUGGACUUGCAUCACAACCGGACCCUUUCAUGGGCUGAGUUUUCAGCUGCUGUGCGACAGUCGCACGAGGGAAGAAUUGGACAACCAGCUCAUCGAAGAGUUAUUGAGGACAAACCCAAAGAAGAAGAUUACUUUUAUGCAAAUCCUCACGAGUGUCUGUGUGAGAGUGCAACAUGUGAAGGUCUUGAUAAUUCAACUGAAGUUCGAUGAGACAUGUCCACCAAGAUCAUGACUUGCAUAUAUAUUCGGUUCCACAGCCUAAUGCACAGUCAAUUUUUUAUAAAGAAAAAAAAGCCGAAGGCUUAAAUUUUUUCGUUCAUGCGUCGAGAUUCUUUAGAGAAAGGCAAAAAGUGUGGCCUUUCUUAGUCGCGGGGACAUUUAGGAGAUGAGUAAUUCUUGAGAUUCAACAUGAGAAGGAAGGAAGGAUUGGUGCCAUCCGCGCUUCUUCUUACUAUUGAAAGUAGUUGAAACUUUGAAGCUCGUUUUCUUGCAUUCCUUUCAAUUGAUUUUGAGACUUUUAGCUAUAUAAAGUUAGGUGAUUUUCUAGUAAAUACAUUUUAUUCUUUGUAAA